Prorocentrum cordatum is the source of this 5624-nucleotide messenger RNA. The record is from the annotation of a GenBank genome assembly. NCBI's taxonomy places the organism in Eukaryota, Dinophyceae, Prorocentrales, Prorocentraceae.
GCCGCAGCCGCAGCAGCAUACGGCAAGCUCAGCAAGGACGACCCGCUCAAGCAGCACUACGAGGCCCUCUGGCCAGAGCUCGCCGCAACCAAGCCACCAGCAGAUCAACCAGUCGUUGGAUUCAAGGCAGUGGAGGCAGCAGCUCGACGCUUGGACAAACUCCAAAAGAAGGUACGAUCGGCAGGGGGGCAAGUGGAGAGUGCCCAGCAGUACUUGGCUGAGAGUGAACGCAGGCUUCGUGAAGCUAUGGAAGCAUCCAUUGCAGCAGAAGAUGAGUUCGACAAGCUCAAGGCCACAGUCGGCAAGCAAGAGGUACCAGCCGAACCCGCAGCCGAGAAGCCAACGCUGGCAGCCCUCCUGGAGCAGUUCGAGCACGAGCCUGACGACUUCCACAAGUGGCCCGAGCCAGACAGGGAGGUCUGGCGAGCUGCAAAGGCCAAGGGCGAGCGCAUGGCCCAGACGGCCAAGGAGCACGAGGAGGAGACGGCGAAGCACCUGCGACUUCUGGAGGAAGAGACGGCCAGGCACCAGGAGCAGCUGCGCCAGCUCGAGCAGGCAAGCGUGUCCGCGCUGCCAGCCCAGCCCCUCAGCGAGGAGCCACCACGGGCGCUGAGGCAGCAGGGUCAGCUGCUGCGGCUGCGCCUAACGGCGCCGCGGCAGCUGCCCAACCAGAAGCAGGUGCAGCAGAACAUGACAAAGCAGAGGAACGCCGAGCUAGAGUGGAGGCCCACAUCCAGGAGGCGCGAGAGAAGGUCUCGCAGGCCAGGCGCGCCGAGACAGUCGUCGACGCAGAAGGGCAAGGUGACCACUCAGCAGGGUAGCCGCCCCAAGGCGAGCGCGAAGAAGGCUCGCCGCCCUUGCCACAUCGACUUCUUCAAUGUCACGACCUGGGGCCCCCAGGCACAGGGCUACCUCAUGGAGAUCAACGACACCAAGGACAGGGACAUCAUCGGCAUCGCGGAGCACCACCUCCGCCAGCCUGCGCAGAUAGGACCCUUGGACGUCCAGGACAGGAUCGCGGGCUUCGACGAGCGCUACCUGCACGAGGACGGCAGCGACGUCGCGGUGGUGAUCUCCAACCUGCACAAGGUCCGCUUCGCAGUGGCCUUCGUCUACCUCGAGUGUGGGACGGGCUUCGGAGAGAGGAACGUCGACAUCCUCUGCGACCUGCGGGACAAGAUGGCCGUCUGGGGAGGGCCAUGGGCAGCGCUUGGGGAUUUCAAUAUGACGCCGUCGGAGUUCAACAACAGCAUCUGGCCCAGGGUGCUGAAUGCUCAAGUAGCAGCGGCGGAGGAUGGCGCCCCCACGUGCUUCCCAGCAGGAGGCGAAGCCAGGUGCAUCGAUUUCGCGCUGAUCUCGCAGGGCCUGGUGCCGUAUUUUGACCAGCUAGAGCUGCCCAGGACCGUGCCGUGGAAGCCGCACAUUGGCAUCCGCUUGAAGCUGAGAGGGCGGCCUCUAAAGCUCAAGGGCAGGGUACUUCGCAGGCCAGCAGCCAUAAAGCCACCAGUCGCAGUUGAGAGAAUGCCGAAGUCCAGAGCCGCUUGCAGGCGAGCGGCGCGAGGAGGCCAGGAGGCCAUGCGCCGACGUCAGCAAGCGUUGGCAGAGGCAGGAUGCGACCAGGAAGGAAACGACAUGGAGCCAGUGCCGCAGCUGUACUACGACAAGGAGGUCCAGCACGUCAUCCCUGACGAGCUGUGGCAGGCCACCUCCGAGAGGGUCAGCUUGCGUGUCUACGACGAGUUGCCCCAGCACUUGCAGCACACUGUCGUCGGCAAGAUGAUGGAGCGGGACAUGCUGGAUCUGGGGCAACAGUACGACCACUUCGCUAGCACACUCGAGCUCAGCCUGUGCGAGAGCAUCGGCAUCCCAGAGGAAGAUCGAGGACGUCAUCUCGGGCACAGCAGGCCCCCGAGCUACAAGAGCGUGAGCAUCAAGGACACCGUCACCUCUACGCCAUGGGCAGGGGUUGAAAGGAAGAUCCAUGCGUGGUGGGCGGAGAUAUCCUCCUUGGUGCGGCAGCUCUCGCACCACGCCGCCCGAGCGCAGGAGGCAGCGGCAAGUCGACAGGGCAAGACCCAAGCACGUCCCGAUGAGGACUCGGGAGGAGGACAGGGCCCGUUGGAGCUGGAGCUUGGCCCCGUCAUUUCGGGCAGCCAGGAAGGCCACGAAGAAGGCGACCCUGCACCAGCCUUGAGCCCAUCGAAGAGCUCGGGAGGAAGCUCGGUGGAACGCUCCCCCACCGAGCGGGGCAAGGGCCCCCCCGAGCUGCAGCAGCGGAGCGCAGGCAGUGGAGGCGCAGCAGGAGGCGUCCCAGACCUCCACGUGGGGCAUACCCACAGCACCGCAGACAGCUGCCCAGAAGGGAUGCAGAGGGGUGCCCUUCCCCCACCAGCAGGGCGCAACACCAUGGACAUCCAAGAUCACGACCCCUUCGAGGAUGAGGAGGAGUACUUGGAGUACCGCCAGGAGAUCGCAGACCAGGAAAACAGCGAUGGGUACCACCAACACAUCGAGGGGCAGCAGGCCAGCCUCGAGUCCAGCCAGACCGCUCGCCGUCGAGCAGCUGGACCUGAUUCUCACCCACCAGCAGGACGCAGCACCAUGGACGUCCAAGACCACGACCCCUUCGAGGAAGAGGAGGACCGCUUCCAGAACCGCCAGGAGACCGCAGACCAGGAGGACUGCGAUGGGUACCACCAGCGCAUCGAGAGGCAGCUGGAUGGCAACGGCUACGGCCAGACCGCACACCCCUGGAAUGACGACCAACACCAGCGGGAGCGGGAAGACUACGUGGCCAUGAGAGACGACCUGGAGUAUUGGGCGGCCAUCUGGAUGGAUAACUUGGUGCAGCUCCCCACGGACAACAGCAACUGGAUGCAGAUCUGCGUGCCGCUCCUGGAAACCAUCCUGGGAGGCGGAGGCAACAAUGGCAUGGUGAGACUGCUCAGAGGUUGGUACCAGCAGACGCAGCAGCAGAUCAACACAAGACAGCAGCUUGCGCAGCAGCUCAACCAGCCUGACCCAGGCAGGCUGAACGAUGAAGGUGCAGCCAAGGACCAGCAGCAGGCCCUCCUCGCAGACCUGCACGCCAUAGCAGAGGGCGCCCUCGUGGACCCAGGGACGAUCAGCAGGGUAGCAGAGGAGGUAAAGAGCAUGGCCAAGCUACUCACAAAGGCGGUGAAGAAGGCGUACAUCCACUGGGUGCAUGACGCCACGGCUGGCAGUGCGAAGAUGGCCCACGCCUACACCAAAGCAGCGGAGCGCAGCCAUCUGGAGGACAUCCUAGAGCACGAGGGCCAGGUCAUCAACCACCCGCAGCAGCUGGUGGACUUGCGCAAAGAAGCAUGGCAACGCAGGUGGACACGAGAUGCGCAGAAGGCCGAGAGGAUCCAAGAGGCGCUGGCCAAGCUGAGGCAGGCUGCCCUGGCCCAAGAGAAUGCCCUCGAGCCCAUCAGCAAGGACAUCAUAGGCUCCAUCAUCCAGCACCUGAAGAGCAAUGCAGGCCAAGGAGCGGACUGGUGGAGGGCUCCAGAGCUCAAGGCCAUGGGAGCCCAGGGGCUGGGAGAUUUCGUGCAGUGCCUGACCAGCUGUGAGCAACGGGCAGCCUGGCCGUGGCAAUUCUACUUGGUGCUGGAGCUGCUGCUGGGUAAGAAGCCAGGAAUCGGGGGAGAGCGCCCCAUCGGCCUCAUGCCCAUGCCGUACCGCAUCUGGAGCGCAGCCAGGAGGCCCAUAGUAGCCACCUGGAGCAAGGCAGCGGCGGGCUUCUGGGAUACGGCAGUAGCUGGCUCCUCAGCGCUACGAGUGGCAAUGCACAGACUUAUGAGGGCAGAAGCCGCCACGGAGAUGGGCUUUCAUGCAGCAGGAGUGUUCUACGACGCGGCAAACUUCUACGACAACAUAGGCCUCGACCAGCUGAUCGAGAAGGCCAGUGCCCUCCAGUACCCGUUGCUGCCGCUGGCAAUGGCCGUGCAGAUGUACCUUGCGCCCAGGGCCAUCAUGGCCCACAGCCUCUUCUCGGACAUCUUUGAGCCUGCCAACAGCAUGGUAGCAGGCUGUGGCCAAGCGGUAGACCUCACCAGACCGCUCUUGUAUGGAAUCCUGGAUGCAGCGCACAGGCACCAUAUCUUCGUCGUCAUGCAGCAGUACCUGGACGACUUGGCCCUGCAGGUAGAGGGCGCGCGGCGGCAGGUCAUUGACCAGAUCAAGCACGUGGCGGCGCUGGUGCACGAUGGUUUCAAGCAGCUCGCGAUCCCCAUCUCAGUCAAGACGGCAGUGGUGGCCUCGGACAAGGACCUCCAGGCAGAAGUCGCCAGCAUCCUGGACAGCCUGGGCACCCCCAACAAGCAACCAGGGGUAGUGCGCGACCUCGGCGUGGACACCAGCCUUGGGAAGCAACUGCGGCGACCCACCCAUGCCGCGCGCCAGGCCAAGGCCAAGCAGAGGGUGGCCAAGCUCAGGGACCUGGCGAAGACGGACGCCAGAGGCGCGGCAAAGGUCUAUGCAGCAGGUGCCUACUGCCAGCAGGCUUGGGACUUACCAGCGCACGGCAUCACGCCCACGGAGGCGAAGUUGGUCAGGGCAACGGAGGCAGCGCUCCUCACAGGCGGACACAAGGCUGGACGCUGCACGUCCACCAUCCUCCUGAUCCAGAGGGGUAUGCAAGAGGCAGUAACCCGAGCCAUCGGCGACCAGAUCAAGCAGUUCUGGCUCACCGUAGUCGACCACCCGACGGAGCUCAAGAGGUACCAGAGGGGCUGGCUCCUGCUCUACGCCAAGCUGGGCGCCCUGGAACCCAACCGCAGGUGGCAGCAGGUCCAGCAGAGCGCGCAGCAGCAGCUCUGGCAGCAGGCAGCUGGCCAUCGCAGUGGAGAAGGACUUCCGGCUGGAGGCGACCUCUAUCAGCUGCAGCGCCACUUGAGAAGAAGGAGGCGUAAAGGACAGCAUGCAGAGGCAGCAAUGUUGCAGACCAUAGCGGUGGCAGGCAUCUGGGCCAGGGAGCGUCGCAGGGCGGCCAACCUCAACCAAGAAGGCGAUGACACCUGCGCGAGAUGCGGCGAGGCGAUAGAGACAGAGGAACACCGCUACUACGCCUGCCCUGCCAACACAGAAAUAGGGCACAGCAAUGACACCGACCUGGCGAAGAAGGCGAAGGACGCGCUGGACCAGCGGCAGGACUUGCAUUUCUGGCUCCGAGACAUCCCGCCAGCGGCCUGGGCAGCCAAGGUCGACCCAGACGAGGACGCGGCGAAGGCGGCGCAGAUCUUCUGCACCAGUGAAGAGGCACACGCUGCAGCCCAGUCAGGGCACAAGGUGCGGGCAGACUAUGUUUUUACGGACGGCUCAGGUGGUGCAGGGGAAACGGCCAGGGACCCCCGCCUCAGACGCUGCGGCUGGGCAGUGGUGGCAUUCAGGUUCGACGAACAAGGUCGUCCGCAGGAAGUGGCUGCCUGGUACGGCACAAUCAGGGCACCGCACACGGUGCCACGGGCAGAGCUCACCGCCAUGAGCAAAGCCAUCGGGUACACCACGGCGGCGAAAGCCAGGGGGCUAAACAUAGUCAGCGAUUGCAAAUACGCCCUGGACGCACUCAAGCAGAUCCAGGACCCUGAGGAUCUGGACUACAG